Molecule: messenger RNA, 1259 nt
Organism: Limulus polyphemus (Atlantic horseshoe crab)
Lineage: Eukaryota; Metazoa; Arthropoda; Merostomata; Xiphosura; Limulidae
Product: coiled-coil domain-containing protein 25-like
Exons: 9
Coding region: 276-863 (195 amino acids)
Source: RefSeq, a predicted model, not a curated record
GUAAUUUUUUUGGAAGAAGAAAAACUUUAAUAUCAUUUAUUAAUUUAAUAUGUUUAAACUGUCUACAGACUUACUACAGUAGCGUAGAAAGCAAGAAGUACGGCCCUCCGCUCAUUGCAAAAUGCCCUAAUAUUUUAGUAACAAAAUUAAAAAUGCUUCAAAAUUAGGAAAAACUAACCUCGGGAGGAUGGAUAAAGUUUAAUCCAAAACCCAAGAGCUUCCAGGGAUAUAAGGUGUGCCUUGGACCCCGGGUGUAAGGAGUUGUGUCUCCUCCAAUGACCAUUUUCAUGGGUAUUGACAAGUAUGAGAAUGAAGACUUGAUCAAGUGGGGAUGGCCAGAAGAUGUGUGGUUUCAUGUAGACAAAGUUUCUUCAGCUCACGUGUACUUGAGGCUCAGGCCUAAUCAAACUCUAGAUGACAUUCCAAGCAAGGUUCUUGAAGACUGUGCUCAACUUGUGAAAGCUAACAGCAUCCAAGGAAAUAAGAUGAAUAAUGUGGAUGUUGUAUACACAAUGUGGGAGAAUCUAAAAAAGACUCAAGGAAUGGAAGUUGGUCAAGUGGGGUUCCACAAACAGAAGUUGGUUCAAAGCAUUCGUGUAGAGAAGAGAAUGAAUGAAAUAGUAAAUAGGUUAAACAAGACGAAAGAAGAAAGACAUCCUAAUCUUCAAGCUGAAAGAGAAGAGAGAGACAGAAUAGAAAGGGAGGACAAGAAAAAAAUACUACGAGAACAGAAAGAGAGAGAAAAGGAAGAAGAAAAGAGAAAAAAAGAAGCAGCAGAACUAAGAAAUUACUCGUCACUAAUGAAACCUGAAAAUAUGACAUCAAAUAGGGAUUUUUGUGACGACUCCGAUGAUUUUAUGUAACAAGAAGGUCUAACAUUUACAAUCUGAUCUGACUUACGACCAAAAUCUACCUUAGAUAUCUUGGUGGUUUCAACCUUACCAGUAAUUUUGUAUUCCGAUCUGGUGUAUUCUUCCUGAAGUUUUGUGAAGAAUAAGAUCUCAAACUAUCUAUAUCUUCAUAGUUCCAACUGUUCCAGUAUUUUGUAUUCUGAUCUGAAGAAUUCUUCCUGAAGUUUUUGUGAAGAAGAAUAUCCUAAGUUAUCUACGAUAACACACAACUUCAGUUAUUUAAAUAAAAGACACUGCUGUGUCGUUUUCAUUUUUGAACAUAAAAGCUAAUGAUUUUGUAUUCUAAAGAAUAUAUGCAGUGUAUUUUCCUAACAAAAAAGAUGAAAUAAAGUAUUUUUCAUUAGGCAA